Messenger RNA from Leptopilina boulardi, 9943 nucleotides. It is a transcript of the gene Nipped-B, whose product is annotated as nipped-B-like protein A. NCBI's taxonomy places the organism in Eukaryota, Metazoa, Arthropoda, Insecta, Hymenoptera, Figitidae. Gene Ontology annotation, biological process: establishment of mitotic sister chromatid cohesion; establishment of protein localization to chromatin; regulation of gene expression. Gene Ontology annotation, molecular function: chromatin binding. Bases 805 to 7341 code for a protein of 2178 amino acids. The record is from RefSeq and is a predicted model, not a curated record. Gene Ontology annotation, cellular component: Scc2-Scc4 cohesin loading complex. The transcript has 3 exons.
AGUACGCAACUUCCGCGAUCUCGCUGCUGAGCAUUGAGCAAAAUGGACGCCUUUGUGUCUGUUUUCGUUAAAUUCACACUAUAAAUAGUGUUUUUCUCGCGAUCAAUCACAUCUGAAUGUAUGUUGUUUACAUGAUUUAGCAAAUAAUGCCACAGCCACAGAUGACAAUUGAGUGGAUUUCUUGAGAAGAAGAGUUUGAGAAGAAAAUUGCUGAAGGAAGGACUGCUACAGUUAUCCAGGAUAAAAAAUAUUCGUGGCAUUCUACCAAUUGAUAAGUCGCUAGCUGAAGAGGAACCAAAACUUGUAGUUAAAAACGUUUCUUUGCUUAUUAAGAUCGUUCAGCAUAAAUAAUCAUUGGAAUCAGUUAACUAAAGGGUAAUCAUUCUAAAGGAUCAAAUCAUGGAUCGUUUACUGCAAGAUCCAAGAGCUUCAUCAAAAUUUGGCUGAAUUAUUCAAAAGUGAACAAUGGGAACUUAAAAGAGACUGCGUUAAGUUCCCACAAUUAACAUUAGUGUUAGUGUUGUUAAUCUUACGUAUUAUUAGGUCGAAUUUGGUAAAAAAAAAAGAAAAAAAAAAAGUAGCGAUAGUGGAUUGAUCUAAAACGUUGAAAAAUUCAGUGAUGAUUAUUUUCGAUUUUUCUGCCGAUUGUGCAAAAGAAGACAUUUUAUUUCCCUUGAACCAAUAUCAAUGGAUCAUUAAGGGUAAAAAUUUUUUUAUAAAUAAUACAAGUGAUUUUUCUUGUUCAAACAAAAAAUUGACAUCCCAAGGAAAUCAUCUGUAAGAUAAUUUGUAGGUCGGGCUGUAAUGCCAGAACAAAUCAAAGUCAAAAUGAAUGGGGUAAUUCCAAGUGUACCAAUAACAACCCUCGCAGGUAUUGCGAGUCUUUCUGAUUUAUUAUCAGAAAUGCCCCUGCCCACGCCAUUACAACAAACUCCAUUAACCAAUAAAUCUCUCCUUUUUCAUCCUCGAGUCGCAGAAGAAGCACAAAUAUUAUUAAGUGUUCGGGAUGACAAUUUAGUUCCACAAUUGAUAUCCUCAUUAUCUCAGACAUCAUCAGAUCAUAUUGAACUCAAGGAUCAUUAUGCAAAUACGGAACAGUCCCUUGAUUCAGAACAAAAUACACCUGAAUUAUUAAAAGCAAUACUUGAAAUAAAUCCGCAUGUUUUUAAAGGACCACAAUAUAAUUCACCGAGAAAUUGGUCACAAGGCACAAACGUAUUACACGCAAAUCAAUCACCAGCAAGUUGUGGACGAUUUUCCCCAUCAUAUUCAAAUUCCUCUGGAUCAAGGCAUACGCCACAAAGUAGUCCUGCUCAUUCGGCCGCAGCAAAAACGGUCCUACCUCCUCCCGCAACUGGCAUAUCACAUGCUCAGCAUCCAAGAAUGCCAAUUACACCUCAGAAUUAUGCGGAAAUGUCGCAGAUGUCUCCGUUUGCUGUGCCUUCUCCUUCGCCACGAGCGAGCGUUAUAACGGAACAAACAAGAACAUCAACGACGCCACAACACGCGACAGAAGAUUCUGCAUGUACAAUGUCAAAUGUUAAUCCUCAACCGAAUAUGUAUUCACCGGCUCAUAUGAAUUCACCGAAUACACCAUUAUCGAGUUUAGGUAAUUUAACUCAUAAUAUGACACCAAGACAAAAUAUUCAUAUGACUUCACCGAUGCAAGUCACUUCGCCAAUGCAAGUGGCAUCACCCAUGCAAGUUGCAUCUCCAAUGCAAAUGACAUCACCCCUUCAAGCUCCAUCGCCAAUGCACACUGACGUUGUUCAACAUCAAAAUAUAAAUUUACAACAAAAUAUAUUCGAUCCCGUAAUACAACAUUCAAUGGACAAUCAGAAUAUGGUUUUUCAAAAUACAAUGCAGGAUAAUUCACAAUUUGUCCUCGAUCCAACAACAAAUAUUCCCGAUAUCGCCUUAACAUUAGAAAAUCUUGAUUCAAAGCAAACUGAUUUAGAAAAUGUGAUAGCUGAUAAUACCGGAAGCAGUAGUAUAACACAAAUAUUUGAUAAUAUUCAACAAAAUUGUUCAGAGAAAGAUCAAAAAGUGCCAAUGAAAGAACCGGUUGUAAUGCUAAAUAGGUUAUCACUCGCCGAUCAAGCGCUAAUGCAAAAAAGUUUAAGUGCAUUUGUUGAAAAAGCACCAACACGCGCUGCAAAAAUGGGUUUAAUGAAUAGUGAAACAGUAAAAUCAGAUUCUGACAGUGAGGAAGAAAUUGGAAGAAAUAAUAAACAUUUCAAAGCAAGAGCCAAGGAACGACAAGAAAAAAGGGAAAAAGAAAGAGCCGAAAGAAAAAAAGAGGAUAAUAAAUCAAGAAGACGAAAGAGAAAUCAUGAUGAUGAUGUGGAUUAUGUUGAGGACGAUGAUGAUGAGGAUGGUGACAGCGAUGAUAAAAAAGAAAACAGUUUAUCACCAUCAAAGCCAAAAAUUAGAAAAUACGAGAAAAAACUCGUGCCAGUAUUGGCAAAAUUAAGUGUUGAAGAACUUAUGGAAACAAAUACUUAUCAACGUUUUAAUUCAACGAUGGAUACAAUUUUUGAAAAUACCGAAGACGCAGCAAAUAUGACAGAUGAAGAAGAUGAUGGGAAUGUACCACAAGAAUUACUUAUUCAAAAAUAUCAUUUACAGGAAUUAUGUACAGAAGCUGCGAAAUUAAAAGCCCUUGGAGCAAUGGAAUCAAUACCAACUGAUAGAUUAGUGAGGCUUUUAAAUAUAUUGGAAAAAAAUAUAAGAGACGGUGCUAAAGUAUCGCCACUUGCCGAUCCAGACGAUGAUGUUGCAGCAAGUCGAAGAUGGUCAAAUUUAGUAAUGGAACGUGUACAACGUGCCGUUGACGCAUCCCUUGUCUCAUUACAUAUUAUGACAUCAACAAAUAUGCCGAAAACAGUUUAUCUUGAAGAUGUUAUUGAUCGAAUAAUAAUUUUUAUGAAAUUUCAAUUACAAAAUACAAUUUAUCCCUCAUUUGAUCCUGUCUAUAGAAUAGAUUCAAAAAGCAAGACUGACACUUUUAAUUCAAGUGGACGAAAAAAGAGAGGUCACACAAAAGAAGUAAGAGAAAAGAGUAUUCUUCAAAUAUAUAAUAAAAUGACAGAACUUGUUGGUUUAUUGUCGGAAUUAUUUAAUAUUCAAGUUCUCACCGAUACAAGUGUACUUCAUGCCUCAACAUUGGGUGUAUCGCCAUUUUUUGUUGAAUCAGUAAGUGAUUUACAAUUGAGCGCAUUAAAAUUGGUUACUGUUAUUUUUACAAAAUAUGAAAAACAUCGAAGACUAUUGUUGGACGAUAUUUUGGCAUCAAUAGCAAGACUUCCAAGUAGCAAAAGAAGUUUACGUUCAUAUAGACUUAAUUCCGAGGAUCAUAUUCAAAUGUUAACAGCGCUUGUAUUACAACUUAUUCAAUGUGUUGUUGUUCUUCCAGAAAAUAUUGGUCAUGAUAAAACGGGAAGAAAAGAAGAUGACGUGGAGAAAAAAGAAGAAAAAAAAACAAGUCACGUUGAUGCUGAUCUUUUGAUUAUUAAUAAAUAUGAUAAUGCAACAAGAACGGCGGCAAAUUUUCUUCGUGUUUUUCUCAAUAAAUGUGGUAGUAAAGGUGACGAAGUUGAUUAUAGACCAUUGUUUGAAAAUUUCAUUCAAGAUUUAUUAGCAACAGUGAAUAAACCCGAAUGGCCCGCCGCUGAAUUACUUUUAAGUUUAUUGGGUAAAUUAUUGGCUGGUCAUUUUUCAAAUAAAAGUUCCGACAUGUCAUUAAGAGUUGCGUCAAUUGAUUAUUUGGGUGUUGUUGCUGCAAGAUUGCGAAAAGAUGCUGUUAAUUCUGCCUGUAAAUUAUCAACAAUUGAUCAAAUUAUCAAGGAUAUUAAAGCUGAACAACAAAAGGAUUCCGAUUAUGAUAGAAUUCAUGAUCAGGAUAUUAAAGGACUCACUGAGGAUGAAGAAAGAACUGUAUUUUUACAAAAAGUACUAUUAGAUUAUUUGGCUGUUAAUGGAACAAAAGAUGCAUCAUUGGGUUAUGCGAGACAUUUUUAUUUGGUACAAUGGUAUAGAGAUUGUGCUGAUGAAAAAACACGCGUUAGUCAUCAGCCAAAACACACUAGUCCAAGUAAAAAAUCACAUAAAAAAAGAACGAAAAAGAAAAAUAAACAUCACAGUGAUGAGGAUAGUGAUUCAGAUAUUGAGGAAAUUGAUCCCGAUGAGAAUGAUAAUAAUGAGCAGAAAAAUUCCGAGACUUAUAGAAUUAUUGAAGAUAAAAAGAAAUUAAUAAUAUCAAAAGUUCGUCCCUAUAGUUCGGGUACGAAACCUGAUAUUUUGCAAACUUAUAUUGAUUAUAAUUCAGCGGAAUUAAUUUCACAAUAUUUAGCAUCGAAACGAUCAUUUUCACAAAGUUUUGAUAGAUAUUUGAUGCAAAUAUUACAAGUGUUAACAGAAUCAUCGAUUGCUAUUAGAACGAAAGCAAUGAAAUGUUUGACAAUGAUUGUUGAAGCAGAUCCUAGUGUUUUGGGUAGAAAUGAAAUGCAAAUGGGAGUGAGACAUUCUUUUCUUGAUCAUUCAACAUCUGUUCGUGAAGCUGCUGUGGAUCUUGUGGGAAAAUUUAUACUCAGUAGACCGGAAUUGAUUGAUAAAUAUUAUGAUAUGUUGUCAACGAGAAUAUUAGACACUGGUGUAAGUGUACGAAAAAGGGUUAUUAAAAUUUUAAAAGAUGUUUGUAUGGAAUGUCCUACAUUUCCAAAAAUACCGGAAAUUUGUGUGAAAAUGAUAAGAAGAGUAAAUGACGAAGAAGGUAUUCGUAAACUUGUAAUGGAAGUUUUUCAAAAUAUGUGGUUCACACCAGUUUCAGAACGACCGACUGUUGAUUCUGAGGCAUUAUUGAGAAAAGUAAUGAAUAUUACUGAUGUUGUUGCCGCCAGUAAGGAUAUGGGACUUGAAUGGUUUGAACAACUUUUGGUUAGUUUAUUCAAGCCAAAGGAAGAUAAAGAUGAUAGUACAAAAAUGCAAACGGAACCACCAAAAAUUUUAUUGACAGCGUGUAAACAAAUUGUUGAAUGUUUAAUUGAAAAUAUUUUACGUCUUGAAGAAACGCCACUUGAUGGUAUUGAACAUUCAGAAAAGAAAGGAUCAUCACAACGAUUGGUGGCUUGUUUAACGACAUUGCAUUUAUUUGCAAAAAUACGACCGCAACUUCUUGUUAAUCAUGCAAUUACACUACAACCAUAUUUGAGUUUAAAAAUGCAAACACAAGGUGAUUAUCAAAUUAUAAGUAGUGUGGCGCAUACUUUAGAACUUGUUGUACCAUUAAUUGAACAUCCAAGCGAGACAUUUUUAGCUCAACUUGAAGAAGAUUCAGUGAAAUUAAUUUUACAACAUGAUAAAUCAGUGGUUGCAAGUUGUCUCUCAUGUUUAGGUUCAAUUGUCAACAAUGUUACAAGAAAUUUUAAAUUAAUUCGAGAUUGUUUUAAUAAAUAUUAUGGACAUUUAACGGAAUAUAAAUUAAGAUACGAGAAAGAUCCAACGCAUCCUAUUUUAUUGAAAUAUAGACCAUUCUUUCGUCGUGCAUUAUUUACUGUUGGUUUAUUAUUACGGCAUUUUGAUUUUACUGAUGCUGAAGUUAUACAAGGUUUACCGGAAAAUAUCAAGGAUCAAGUUUUCGAUACUUUAAGUUAUUUCGUUCAUGUUGAUAACGAGGAUAUUAAAUUAUUCACUCUCAAGUCAAUUGGAUCUCUUUGUAUAAGACAUUAUGAAUUUAUGAUGCUUGAUGAAAUUAAGGAAUUGUAUCAUUAUUUAUUAACAUCUGAAGUUGCAUCCGAUAAUAUGAGAAUUCAAGUUUUAAAUAAUAUUGAAAUCUAUCUACAGGAGGAAGAAACAAGAAUGAUUAAGCAGGAUCAGGCGUGGGCAAAACUUUCGAAACAUGAAAAUUUGAAAGAAAUGGGUGACGUCUCUUCUGGAAUGGCGAGUACAGUUAUACAAUUAUAUCUUAAACAAAUUCUCGAAUCGUUUAUACAUCAGAAUGUGAGUGUGAGGCACGCUUCAUUGAAAGUUAUUCAAUUGAUUCUUGCCCAAGGUCUCGUUCAUCCUGUUCAAAUUGUACCCUAUCUUGUCUGUAUGAGUACUGAUUGUGAAAAAAUGGUGAGCCACAGUGCAGAUAAACAACUUCAAGAUAUAGAAAAGAAAUAUCCUGGUUUUAUUCAUAUGAGAGCACAAUUUGGAAUCAAACUCAGCUAUAGAUUGCAAAGUAUCCUUCAAAAUGACACAACAGUUCGUGGUAUGAGAACAAAAGAAGGCGAAUAUCCUUCGGGAUUAAAUGGAUUUCUUUAUACAAUUUUGCGAAGCACAAAACAACAAAGAAGAGCAAUUGUUCUUUCAUUUUUGAAACAAUUUGAUGAGACAGCUAAAACAAGUCUCUCACAAAUGCUCUAUCUUGCUGAUAAUUUAGCCUACUUUUCAUAUCAAGUACAAGAUGAGCCACUUUUCAUUAUUCAUCAUAUUGACAUUAUUAUAUCAAUGUCAGGAACAAAUGUUGUACAAUCAUUCAAGGAGAAUUUAUUACCAAAAGAGGGAAGUUCAAAGAUGCAAAAUUUUCCCGCUGAACAGACAAUAAUGAUUGGUCCUGAUGGACAGCCAAGAGCUGAUCAAUUACUCUCAACUCUCGAGGAUGAGGAGGACGAUGAAGAAGAUGAGGAAACACUUUUGUCACGUUUACCCCAAGAUACACGAAUUCUACGCGAAUUAAUAACAGCGAGUCAAGGUUUUUUGCUUCUUCUCACAUUGAGACAACAUUUAAAGGAUCUCUAUGGUUUUUCAGAUGCAAAAAUUGGUCAAUAUUCACCGUCAGAAGCUGCCAAGGUCUAUGAAAAAGCAGUAACAAGAAAAUGUAGCUUACAAUUUAAACCAAAAGCAACAUUACAAAAAUUAAAAGAAGGUGAAAGCAAUGAAGAAUUAGAUGAAGAGGGAAGAAGAAAAAUGUUAAAAGCAUAUUUAGAUUUUAAACAAUUAAUGUUGAAAUUUGAUCCUGAAGAUCCCGAUGAAGAUGGCGAUGGUGAGGGUAAACGUGAGACAAUAACACUUCAUGGAAUGAAUGCCGAUUCAAAUAAAUUCACAGGUGGUACUGUGACUAUUCAUGAGCCAAUUGCGACGAAUAUUAAUUCAACGGAUCAUUCGAAUAAUGCGAUUAAUCCAAUGCCACCAAGAGUUCCAAAAAUCACGAUUCACGCCAAUCCCGAAAUGAAGGAGCACAAAAAGCAACGUCAACAUAAAACGGAAAAAGUGAAAAAACAUAAGAAGAAAAAACGAAGAAGAAUCUCUGACAGCAGUGAUAGUGGCGAUGAUUGCAGUGAUCCUGAUUUUCAGGUGUGAGUGACGUGUACAUAUUACCUUAAAAGAAAAAAAAAAAAAAAAUACAUUUUUCGUCAGUUUAUUUAAGGUUUCUAAAUAAAAAGUGUCUCUCGUGCAAAACAAUCGUCGAUACCGGUGGUGGACGCUCAUUUGCGCAAAGAAUAAAAAAAAGGUCAAACUAUACGUCAAGAAAAAAUACUGAAAUUAGGGUGGAGCGAUUAGUGAAUUGUUAUAUUAAUUCCACGACUGUCCAAUAUAUUUUUUUUUAUUUUCUACUUAAUAAGAUCUUCAUUUUUUUUUUGAAAAAGAAUGUUUUCAAAAAAAAAAUUUUUUUUGUGAAUUUAUCUAAUUGAUAUUAUUUUCAAGUGAAUACAUUUUUGAAAAAUUGUCUAGUAGGUACAAAAUUGUUUUUUUUUUUUAUUAAAAAAAAAAAAGAUUCUGUUUGUGAUGUUGCGUUUUGAAAAUAAAAAUUUGGUCAUUUAGAGAAAUAUUAUUUUUCUUGUGAUAUAAAUUAUAUUUGGUAACUCUUUGUAAGUUACUGUAAAUGGAAAAAAAAUCAAUUCUAGACUUUAGAAGAAGGAAUAACUUUUUAUUGUAUUUUAAAUUUUACUAUACAAAUAUUUCUUAUUAUUGUUAUUGCAUUUUUAAACCAAUUUCAAUUAUUGAAAUUUUUAUUCAUGAAAUAUGUAAAUGUUUAAUCGAGUCAUAUAUUAUAUAUAUAUUUUUAAAAAUUAUUUAAUGUGCAAAAUAAUUUAAAUUGUUCUUUUUUUUGGGCUCCAUCCUAAUUAAUCAGUUGAAAAAAAUGAUCGAUGAUCUAGGAAUUAAUUACCCUGAUUGUUCAAAAAAAAAAAGAAAAAAAUGAUUAUAAAAAAAUUGUUAAGUGCAGGUUGAUCUUGCUCUUCAGAAUCUUUUGAAGCUUUCUCUGGACACUUUAAAUAAAGAUCGAAUAGGAAGUUUAACUUUGUAGUACAAUAUAGAGUGCUAAAUAGUUAACGAAGUUUCACUCGAACAAAAUUAUUUGUAUGUAUAUAAAUAACGUUAUUAAGGAAAGUACUAUUCUUGCAUUGUUUAAUUUUUCUUUUUUUUCUUAUUUGUUUUUUUUUAAUUAAAUGUAAGAGAAAAAAAAUCAUAAGGACCAUUGUCUUACAAAAAAAAAUUAGAAUGAUUAUUAAAAAAAAAAAAAAACAGGGAACUUUUGUCAAAAUGCUUUUUCUUGAAAAAAUUCGAAUUAAAACACUCUCCUCAAUGUGUAUAUUAAAAAAAAAGGAACAAUGUGGUAGAAUGAAUUAACUAUAAUAUACAUUAUACGAAAAAAAAACGUUGUAAAAUGUGUACAUAAAGAAAAAGAACUUCAAGUAAAAUAUCUUAUUUUCUUACAAAAUAACGAAGAAUACUUAAAAUUUUGUUACAAUAUUAGGUAUUUAUUCUGAAAUUUGUUAGCGCAGUUUAUAUAUUUACGAAACACCAUUAAUUUUUUAAAGAAGGCAAACUUCUUUUUUUUCUAGGUCUUGAAGUUUUAUCGUUUUUGGCCAAUUGCAUUUUCUUUUUUUUGUGUAUUAGAAAAAAUUUCUCUGAUUUAAGUUCAGAGGAAUUUCAUGAAAAAGAAAAACAAUUUUUUUUUUAUCAGUUUAAAAAAAAAACGCUGUGUAGCUAAUUUAUAUAAGAAAAAACGACAAAGUAUCCCACUUUGCGGAUUAACGAGUAUUUAUUAAAUUUGUAAUUAGAUUUCGAUGAUUUAUAUUGUAUACAUAUUAAUAUUUAAGUCGAAUGAAAAAAAAAUCUGAAAAUCGAAUUUUUAUGAUUUUAUUUAAAAAGAAAAAAAAAAAAAAAAAACUAUAUAUAAUAAUUAACCAGUGCACGCAAUAUGAAUGUUCAAUGAUUUGCGAUAAAAUGUCUCUUGCCGUUGAGAAUUAAAAAAAUAUAUAUAUAUGUCUUUGUCUUUUGAUCGAAAAAUGUUAAUUUUUGUCUACUUUUAUGGGAGAAAAUUUAAAGAAAAUCCGUGACAAAUUACUGAGGAGAAAUUUACAUUGAUCUUUUUUUUAAUUUAAUUUCUUCUUAAUAAUUUUUUUAAAAUCAUUUUCUUUAAAAAUUAAGUGUGAAUGAAUUGCUUAAUACACUGUUAAGAGCUGUGAUUUUAGAUGACGUUUUUCUUCACAAAAAAAAAAGAAACGUAAAUGCGCCGAAAACAUUUUUAUUAUAAUUUAAAUUAUUAUAGAGACAUUCAUGACUUGGCGAACUUGUGAGGUUUGUUUUAACAGUGUGCAUAUAAGAGUGCGUGGAAUUUUUUUUUUAUAAAAAAUAAAAAGCGGUUAAGAUCGUUAAUCUGAGCCUCACCGUCCUUUUUAAGCGUGCAAUGGUAGAAUAUAAUAGAAAAAAAAUGCUUCUUUUCUUACGAGCUUGUUUGAGUUUUCUAAAAUGGAUUGCUAUUAUAUAUAUAUAAUGUUAGGAAAUAGAAAACUUUUAAUUCCGUCAAUUCGCUCGAUAAUCCGUACAAGUGGCGUUUAUUAAUUAAAAACUGAUAAUAAUAGAAUAAUACGCAGUGUGUGAGAAAUUGUAUUGUACAAAUUUUUACGUGUGUAAAUAUUUAUUAUUAAAAAAUUAUUAAAAAAAAAAAAAAAAAAAA